Messenger RNA from Diospyros lotus (date-plum), 3690 nucleotides. RefSeq lists its product as uncharacterized. The coding region runs from base 1 to 3690 and encodes 1229 amino acids. The transcript has 2 exons. NCBI's taxonomy places the organism in Eukaryota, Viridiplantae, Streptophyta, Magnoliopsida, Ericales, Ebenaceae. The record is from RefSeq and is a predicted model, not a curated record.
AUGGCAAGAGGAAGGAAUGCACGAAGCUCUGACGCAAUCGCCGAUUUACUUGAAAAUCAUCACAACCAACCGCACGAUGAUCCACUUGUCAUGGGAUCCGUCGCCCCCGCGACGGAAACCCUGGUUCCACUGGCUACCAGAGUCACUACCGGAAUGCCCCCACGGGCUCCGGCCCAACCUGUCGCCCCAACCGUCGGAGUAGAGGCGGUUCAGGCCUGGCAGCAGCGUCAGGAGGCUCUGGAGAGUACUGUUAGGCAGCUCGCUGAGGCGGUCAGGGCCCUUGCCCGAGCCCAGCCGCAAAUGGUCCCGAGACAACCAGAGUCGCUGUCACCUCGAAGACCUCGCCACCCGCGAGAGGAAAGACCCCCGCCAAACGAAAGAGAAGCCGAUAGAGUUCCUUCGCCAGAAAGGUCAGUAAAUUCCUCUAAUUCAAGGUCCAAGGAUGCGGACCUCCCGUCACGUCGCUCACCGGGGAGAGGAAGCAGGAGAUCGCAGCUCCAACGGUCUGUGGACCAGGACACCGCCGUCGAGGAGUUGCUCCAAAGGGUGCAAGAACUGGAGGCACGACAAAGAGUUCGUGACCAAAAUAGUGGCUACGGAGAACGUACGCCAUUCACAAAGGAAGUUGAACUCGAAGCUCUCCCCAAGAGAUUCAAGGUUUCGAGCAUACCACAGUACAACGGAGAUAGCGAUCCCUAUGACCACCUAGACGCAUUCAAUGUCCAGAUGGAUCUGCAGACCACCAGCUCGCUGGUGAAGUGCCGGUACAGAGCUCUGAGACGGCAGCUCGCCCCGCCGUGCCACCUCGCCACGGUCUUCCAAAGGUCGGGCGAGUCCCUCAAAGAUUACAUCGCCAAGUUCCGGCGCGAGGUGAGUAACGUUAAAAGUCCCUCGGAUGAAAGUAUCCUUACGGCCAUCUCGGCAGGUCUCAGGAAAGACGGGAUACUCUACGAGAGCAUCUAUAAAUCCCCCGUUGGGGAUCUGGGAGAAUUCUAUGAACGAGCUGCAAAGGAGAUCCGGUGGGAAGAAGCGUUCAGGAAGAAGCCCGCCGGACAUAGAGAGGAAGUCGGAAGCUCUAACCGAGACGGGAAAAGGAGCGACGGGGGAAACAGAAAGGACAACCGAGGAGAGCGGUCUAACAAUCAGGUAGCCAAGCGAGCUCGGCGGGAAGAACAAGAGGACCGACCUCUGAGACAAGGCCGUUUCAACAACUAUACGGCCCUAUCAGAUUCUCAAGAAAGGAUCUUCGCCAUGGAAAGGAGAAGAGAGGAUUUUGGGAGGCCAAACCCAAUAAAAACUCCCAACAAGUUCAGAAAUAGGGAGAAGUUUUGUGCAUAUCACAACGAGGUGGGGCACGACACCUCUGAAUGUUACGCUUUGAAGGAUGCAAUUGAAGAACUGAUUCGAAGGGGCCGGCUGCGAGACUAUGUGGUGCGACCUGCAAAUCAGCCACCACAGCAGGCGAAUCAACAACGACCGCCCCCCGAGGAUGAGCGCGCACCAGUAGUUCGGACGAUCUAUACGAUCCACGGCGGUCCUCACCUCGCAGGCACAUCGAACAGGUUGCACGAAAGGUAUGUACGUGAGGCUAAUCAUGUCCUAGUGGCAGGAUCUAGCGAGCAGAUGGGAUCAUCAAAGCGAGCUAGGAUGGCAGUGAAAGAAAUCACUUUCUCCGAGGAGGACGCCAGGGACAUACACUGGCCGCACAAUGACGCCCUCGUCAUUCGCGCUCACAUCGGCAACAUGGAGGUGCGAAGAAUAAUGGUGGACACCGGCAGCUCGGUGAACGUGAUGUACAGGGCCUGUUUCGACCAGAUGGGACUCGGGCCCGAACAGUUGGGCCCAUCCCCAGAGCCACUUUUCGGGUUCACGGGAGAUGCAAUCGUCCCCAUGGGACGAGUUAAGCUCCCAUUCACAAUUGGGGGCGAAGGUCGUGAAGCCACAGCGCUUGCGGAGUUUCUGAUCAUUGACUGCCCCUCAGCAUACAACGUCGUGCUCGGGAGGCCGGUGAUGAACGAGCUGGAUAUGGUCACCUCGACCAGAGCGCUGACCGUCAAGUUUCCAACCACCAACGGAACUGGAUGCGUGCGGGGAGAGCAGCACCUCACAAGAUGUUGCUACGAGGACGCGGUCAAGAUGGGGACCAGAGGAAAGAAAGUAAAUGUGGUCACAGAGGGAGCGCAGCGACCUUCAAGUCGGAGCGGGGUGAGUUACGACCUGGAUCCCAGAGAAGUGGAUUGCGACAAGGCCACCGGCCCGGUGGAAGAACUUGAAGAGGUCCCGAUCAGCGAGGUGGACGCUGAAAGAUGCCUGAAGCUCAGGAAGAAUCUGGCCCCCGAGGUAAAAUGCCAACUUAUUGAAUUCCUUAAGACUAACCUGGAUGUGUUUGCGUGGAAUCACGAAGACAUGGUGGGGAUAGCACCGGAGGUCAUGUCACACAGACUCAACAUAGACCCCAGCUACAAGCCGGUGCGCCAGAAGAGGAGACCGAUGACUCUAGAACGCUACGCCGCCCUUAAAGAGGAGGUGGAUAAGCUCCUGGCUAAUGGGUUUAUCAGAGAGGCUCACUACCCAGUCUGGGUAGCCAACCCAGUGCUGGUGAAAAAGAAGAACGGGAAGUGGAGGACCUGCGUCGACUUCACCAACUUAAAUAAAGCCUGCCCGAAGGACAGUUUCCCCCUCCCAAGAAUUGACCAGCUCGUGGAUGCAACAGCGGGGCAUCAGCUCCUCAGUUUCAUGGACGACUACUCGGGAUACAACCAGAUCCCCAUGAAUCCUAACGAGGAGGAACACACGUCGUUUAUCACCGAUCGCGGGCUAUACUGUUAUAAGGUCAUGCCGUUCGGGUUGAAGAAUGCUGGGGCGACCUACCAGAGACUUGUGAACAUGAUGUUCGAAGCGCAGAUUGGGAAAACAAUGGAGGUAUACGUUGACGAUAUGCUGGUUAAGUCUGAGCAGGUCGCAGAUCAUGUUCGUAAUUUGGGAGAAACAUUCAAGAUCCUCAGGAGCUACAAUAUGAAGCUGAACCCACUAAAAUGUGCAUUUGGGAUGGCUUCCGGGAGGUUCUUGGGAUUCAUGGUCAACAGCAGAGGUAUCGAGGCCAAUCCAGAAAAAAUAAAGGCCCUUUUGUAUAUGAGGUCGCCUGUAAGAAUGAAGGACGUGCAGAGCCUAACCGGCCAGGUCGCUGCACUAAGCCGAUUUAUCUCCAAGGCAACCGACAAGUGCAUCCCUUUCUUCAAUACGUUACGAAAAGCCCAAGGUUUCAGUUGGAGUGAGGAGUGCGAGCUCGCCUUCCAGCAGCUGAAGGAGUAUAUGGGGCAAGCUCCGCUGCUUUCAAAACCCCGAGAUGGGGAAAAACUGGUGAUCUACUUAGGAGUGUCGGCGCAUGCUCUCAGCGCAGCCUUGGUUCGGGAGGAAGAAGGGGUGCAAUACCCCGUUUAUUAUAUUAGCAAGAGGUUGGUGGACGCAGAAACGAGGUACACAUCGAUGGAGAAGCUCGCAUACUGCUUGGUCAUAGCAUCGAGGAAAUUACGUCCUUAUUUCCAGGCUCAUCAGAUCGAUGUUCUAACUAAGUACCCCUUGAGGCAGAUUUUGCAGAAGCCAGACACAUCGGGCCGCCUGCUGAAAUGGGCAAUUGAGCUCGCUCAGUUCGACUUGGAAUACAAACCAAGAGUGGCAAUCAAGGGGUAG